Molecule: messenger RNA, 274 nt
Organism: Scutellospora calospora
Lineage: Eukaryota; Fungi; Glomeromycota; Glomeromycetes; Diversisporales; Gigasporaceae
Source: the annotation of a GenBank genome assembly
GACAUAUUCAUCAUUAUUCCAAAUGUACAGGAACUUAUAAAUGGCUGUAAAGUUUACUCUCAAAAUCAACAAACAUAUGUUGUAUGUCAAGAACCAACCUUACAUUCUCAAGAAUAUACUAAAACAAAUAAAGAUGAUUUAGAUCUGCUAUUAUUACUUAAUACAAAUCUACUAUCUAAUAAAUCUAGAAAGCCUCGAAUUCUUCGUGGAGAAGUUCUUGUCAAAUGGAAAAAAAACAAAUCUGUAAAAAAAGAUGGGAAUAUGUACUUUGCUG